AUGAACUCCAUCAGUGAAGCAACUACCAAAUUUGCCCUUGACUUUUUCAAAGUAUUGAACAAAGAUCAUCCAUCUGACAAUAUCAUCUAUUCUCCUCUGAGUAUCUCAGCUGCCCUGGGCAUGGUCCUUCUUGGGGCCAGAGGCAAUACUGCCACCCAGAUAGAAAAGGCACUUCACUUCCUUGAAUUUGCAGAACAUGAAAAUCCAGGAAGAGGAAGCUCUUCUGAAGCAACAAGAAGUGAUGACAAUUCAGAGAGAAGUCACAGAUGACCUCUUCAUCCCCGGCUGCUGGUUCCUGAUAAUCAGUGUGAUAUACCUGGAGGGAUUCAUUCCCAGUUUCAUGACAUCAUCUCAGCAAUCAACAAACCCACUGCUUCUUAUGAGCUGGCUAUUGCCAACAGACUGUAUGGAGAAAAGACAUUCAAUUUUCUUCAGCAAUACCUAUCCUGCAUACAAAAGUUAUACCAGGCAGAAUUGGAACCAGUUGAUUUUCAGAAUGCUGCAGAGGAAACCAGAGAACAGAUAAAUUUGUGGGUUGAAACCUUUACAAAUGGUAAAAUCAAGGAUCUCUUUGCCCCGGGCACUCUUGCUGCUCAGACUACGUUAGUUCUCGUGAAUGCUGUCUACUUCAAAGGGAAAUGGGAAGUGGAAUUUAAGAAAGAAAACACAGAAGAAAGACCUUUUCGGAUUAACGAGACUACAAGCAUACCUGUGCAGAUGAUGUACCAUAAGGGCGAGUAUAAAAUAGCUACAAUAGAGGAGCAUAAUUGUCAGGUGCUUGAACUCCCAUACAAGGAUGGUGACCUGAGUAUGUAUAUACUGCUGCCAAAAGACUAUACGGGUCUAACACAGCUGGAAAAGGAACUUACCUAUGAGAAAUUAACAACUUGGAUCAGCCCCUAUUAUAUGAAAGAAGAUGAAGUGGAGGUGUCUCUUCCUCAGUUCAAAAUUGAGACAGAAGCUCAACUCAACCAAUAUUUAGAAGCUUUAGGAAUAACUGAUGUGUUUAACCAUGAAUCAGAUUUAUCUGGAAUAGCAAAAGCAGGUGGCCUGUCUGUCAGUGGAGCUGUCCAUAAAGCUUAUAUAGAGGUCAAUGAAGAGGGCACUGAGGCAGCAGCUGCAACUGGAAUUGGCAUAGGUGUGACCUCAGUCAGACCACAAGUAGAGUUUGUGGCUGAUCACCCUUUCCUCUUCAUUAUCAGACACCAAAAAACUGAAAGCAUUCUCUUCUAUGGUAGAUUCUCUUCCCCUUAA
Messenger RNA from Terrapene triunguis (Three-toed box turtle), 1254 nucleotides. Its product is annotated as serpin B3-like. Lineage: Eukaryota; Metazoa; Chordata; Testudines; Emydidae. The transcript has 7 exons. Gene Ontology annotation, biological process: negative regulation of endopeptidase activity. The record is from RefSeq and is a predicted model, not a curated record. Gene Ontology annotation, molecular function: serine-type endopeptidase inhibitor activity.